Lacerta agilis (Sand lizard) is the source of this 1428-nucleotide messenger RNA. RefSeq names its product hyaluronan and proteoglycan link protein 1 (gene HAPLN1). Gene Ontology annotation, biological process: cell adhesion. The coding region runs from base 205 to 1266 and encodes 353 amino acids. Gene Ontology annotation, molecular function: hyaluronic acid binding. The transcript has 5 exons. The record is from RefSeq and is a predicted model, not a curated record. NCBI's taxonomy places the organism in Eukaryota, Metazoa, Chordata, Lepidosauria, Squamata, Lacertidae.
GAGUAUCGUAUUCCUGAGAAGGUGUCGGUCCUUCGCCCCGCCGCGAUCCUUUCACACAGGGAAACUCUUGACAACUUGUUCCACUCGCUGGGCAAAGCCGGGGCGUGGGCGCGGGUGGCGUGAGGGGAGUUGUGAAGCGGCGGAGCCAAGAGGGCAGGGCACCUAGCGAGACCCUGAGUAAAGAAGAUUCCUGGGCUAUAAAAGAUGAAGAGUCUACUUUUCCUGGUGUUGAUUUCUUUCUGCUGGGCUGAUCAUCAUGUUGCCAACUUCACACUGGAGCAUGACAGAAUUAUUCACAUCCACGAAAAUGGACCUCGCCUCCUUGUGGAAGCAGAUCAAACAAAAAUCUUCUCACAACGGGGCGGCAAUGUUACACUGCCAUGUAAAUUUUAUCGUGACCAUGGAUCAUCUGACUCGGGAUCCCAUAAAAUUCGGGUCAAGUGGACCAAACUCACCUCAGAUUACCUCAAGGAAGUGGAUGUCUAUGUUGAAAUGGGAUAUCACAAAAAGAGCUAUGGGAAUUACCAAGGAAGGGUUUUCCUGAAGAAAAGCACUGAAAAUGAUGCCUCCCUUGUAAUCACAAAUAUAAUGCUGGAGGAUUAUGGGAAAUACAAAUGUGAAGUGAUUGAAGGUUUAGAAGAUGACACAACUGUCAUAUCUCUGGACUUAGAAGGCAUUGUAUUCCCUUACUUCCCACGACUGGGUCGUUACAACUUAAACUUCCACGAGGCUCAGCAAGCCUGCCUGGACCAAGAUGCAGUUAUCGCUUCAUUUGACCAGUUGUACGAUGCGUGGAGAGCAGGCCUGGACUGGUGCAAUGCUGGCUGGCUCAGCGACGGGUCGGUGCAAUAUCCCAUUACGCAUCCCAGGGAGCCUUGCGGUGGGAAGAAUACAGUGCCUGGAAUCCGGAAUUAUGGCUUCUCAAAUAAAGAUCAAAGUAGAUACGAUGUCUUCUGUUUUACAUCCCAUUUUAAUGGCCGUUUUUACUACCUAAUACACCCAACCAAGCUGACCUACGACGAAGCAGUGCAUGCCUGCCUCAAAGAUGGUGCACAGAUUGCUAAAGUAGGCCAAAUGUUUGCAGCCUGGAAACUCCUGGGAUACGACCGCUGUGAUGCCGGCUGGCUGGCUGAUGGCAGCGUCCGCUACCCCAUCUCUAGGCCAAGGAAACGCUGCAGUCCUACUGAAGCAGCAGUCCGCUUUGUGGGCUUUCCCGAUAAAAAGCACAAGCUCUAUGGUGUCUACUGCUUUAGGUCAUACCAGUGAAUGUACCUAGAGCACAACAACAUCCGAAUCCAUCAUGUGAAGGAUUUUGUUUCAACGAACUCAUGCAAGUUACCAAAACUGUGAUGAAUCUUUUUUACUUACUGUAAAGAGUCAUUUUCAUAAAAAAAAACCCAACCUAUUAAUUUGUUUUGGUUAUUUUUU